Botrytis fragariae is the source of this 348-nucleotide messenger RNA. RefSeq lists its product as uncharacterized. The transcript has 2 exons. The coding region runs from base 1 to 348 and encodes 115 amino acids. The record is from RefSeq and is a predicted model, not a curated record. Lineage: Eukaryota; Fungi; Ascomycota; Leotiomycetes; Helotiales; Sclerotiniaceae.
AUGAAGCCGUUUCUCAAUCCAUCGGGAACGAACAAUAACUGGUGGCUGUUCUCUGCCCAUUUCGUCAACUCAAUAAAUGACUACGGAGUAUCCGACACUACUGCUAUUCAGGGUUACCUUCUCAAUCCGGGUGAUCCUCUGUCGUCUUCCAUGGGCAUUAAUGGAGUGCAUUUUAAGCCGCCGAUUGUUACCAAUGAUGUCUAUGCCGAGCGGCUUGGUCAAUUAAUGAACACUUACUGGGCUUGUGCAAACUUGAGUGACGAGAAUGUUGUCCGGGUCAACUCCUCCUCGGCCGAUGUUGUCCGUAGCGGAAGUAUCGAAGUGAUCAAUGCCACAUCGGCCGGGUGA